AUGGCUUCCCCAUGGCUACUGGCCUCUAGGCGAAUAAGUGGGCUAUUAGGAUCGCGCAACAAUUUUUGUCAGGUUGGCCCAGGGACAAGUCGACGUCUUCAAUCUGGGACUCCGCCUGAACCACAAGCACAGCAGAAAGCCGGGCAGCUUGCAAACAAGGACCUUCAUCGCUCGAUCCUCGAAGAAGUUCUUAUCCAUGAGAAGAAAAAACCGACAACUUUCACGGGAAAGGCUGCUGAGAAAGCGACAAAUACGUUCCUCUAUGCUGCGGUGGCAUCAUCAGUGGCCCUCAUAGGGGCUUUUGCUUAUUUCCUGGUGCAGGAGUUCUUCUCUCAGGACAGCCCUCAGUAUAUAUUUACCAAAGCCUUGAACAUGGUGCGCGCUGACCCACGAUGUGCCGAUCUUUUCGGGGACAGCAUCAAAGGAUUUGGCGAGGAAACCUCUCGCGGGCGCAGGAGGCAUGUAGCUCAUCACAAAUAUUACAAAGAUGGGAAUGAACGUAUUCGCGUCAUGUUUCAUCUAAAGGGAGCCAACGGCGAAGGAAUAUGCCAAGUGGAACGGGAGCAGCGUAAUGGUGAAUGGGAUUACAGGUUUCUCUAUGUGGAGCAGAAAAGUCCUCAUCGUGUUACUCAUGUGUUGAUCGACAACCGUACGGAU
This is a messenger RNA of Mesorhabditis spiculigera, 657 nucleotides long. Lineage: Eukaryota; Metazoa; Nematoda; Chromadorea; Rhabditida; Rhabditidae. The record is from the annotation of a GenBank genome assembly.